Messenger RNA from Stomoxys calcitrans (stable fly), 491 nucleotides. RefSeq lists its product as uncharacterized. Lineage: Eukaryota; Metazoa; Arthropoda; Insecta; Diptera; Muscidae. The record is from RefSeq and is a predicted model, not a curated record. The transcript has 2 exons. The coding region runs from base 71 to 421 and encodes 116 amino acids.
UUGUAGUUUUCAACAAUUGUUUAAAAGAUUUCCACGUUAUAGCUCUGGAAGGAAAAAAUAUCUAUCAAAUAUGAAGUUAAUUUUGAUUUUUGCCUUAAUUGCCACUUUCAUCAGUUUGUCACUAAGUCGUAGUCAGUUUUGGGGUAAACGUGUAGCUGGAGAUCGUAUGCUCAUAAGCCGUAAUGUCACAAUAUAUCCCAGAGCUAAGGUGAUACCCAUGCAUUUGUUCAAGUUCCCACUUGCGGGACGUUCCAAUGACCGCCUUAUCACAGCUGUACAAGUCUUGGAUAAUUUUCGAAAUAAUUCAGGCGCUACCCCCAUCCUAAAAGUGGGAGGUCCUGGCAGAACAUUUACCACCGUUCUAUUGCAGGGUCAAAGUGGUAGGGGCUUCAAUGCCAGUGUUAUACUGUAUGGACGUUAAUGAAAUUGUCUAUUUAUGAUGUGAUUCGAUACUGCUUAGUAGUAAUUAUUAAAAUUGGUUUUGUCAAUGA